AUGCUCUAUCUAUCUAUCUAUGCAUACAAUUACACAUCUAUCUAUCUAUACAUCCAUUCAUUUAUCUAUCUAUUCAUACAAUCACACAUCUAUCUAUCUAUCUAUCUAUCAUCUAUCUAUCUAUCUAUCUAUCUAUCUAAGUCUGCUCAUUUCUAUCUAUCUAUCUCAGUCUGCUCAUUUCUAUCUAUCUAUCUAUCUAUCUAUCUAUCUAUCUAUCUCAAUCUGCUCAUUUCUAUCUAUCUAUCUAUCUAUCUAUCUAUCUAUCUAUCUAUCUAUCUAUCUAUCUAUCUAUCUCUGCUCAUAUCUAUCUAUCUAUCUAUAUAUUCAUAUAUACACUUUCAAUGGUUCGAUCGUCCUAAUGCAAAUCAUUUGUUUGUUGAAAGGCGGUAUUUGAAAGCUAACAUUUCUUUUUUCUUUCUUUCUAAUAAAUUUCUUGCCAUUCAAUUUCUUUCUUUCUUUUUUUUAACAUUCAAUUUCUUUUUUCUUCUAUUCAAUUUCUUUUGUCUUUCUUUCCAUUCUAUUUUUCUUUCUUUCUUUCUUUCUUUCUUUUUUCUUCCUUUCUUUAUUUUUUCUCUCUUUCCAUUGAAUUUCUUUCUCCCUUUCUUCCAUUCAAUUUUUUUCUUUCUUUCUUCCAUUCAAUUUUUUUCUUUCUUUCUUCCAUUCAAUUUUUUUCUUUCUUUCUUCCAUUCAUUUUUUUUCUUUCUUUCUUUCUUUCUUUCUUACCAUUUAUUUUCCUUCUUUCUUUCCAUUCAAUUUCUUUCUCUUUUUUUCUCUUUAUCUUUCCAUUCUAUUUGUAUUUUGCUUGUUUGUUUUUUCUUUCUUUCUAUUCAACUUUUUCUUUGUUUCUUUCCAUUCACUUUUUUCUUCCUUCCUUCCUUCUUUCUUUCUUUCUUUCUUUCCAUUCAAUUUUUUCCUUCUUUCUUUCUUUUUUCUAUUCAAUUUCAUACUUUUUUUUCUUUCUAUCUUUCUCUCUGUUUCAUUCAUUCAUUCUUUCUUUCAUCAUCUUUAAAUGAUUUCUUUCUUUCGUUAUGUUGCUUGCUAUUUUCCUAUCGUUUUUUCCUUCCCAUUUUAUUUCCUUUUACAUUCAUUUAG
Messenger RNA from Acanthosepion pharaonis, 1092 nucleotides. The record is from the annotation of a GenBank genome assembly. NCBI's taxonomy places the organism in Eukaryota, Metazoa, Mollusca, Cephalopoda, Sepiida, Sepiidae.